CGCCGCUGGGCGAGGCACGGAGGGGCCAUGUCGCAGUUCGAGCACGUGCUCCGGCAGGCCAGCUCCGGCAAGUUCGCGUGGGUCGGGAAGGCCGCGCUGGGCAUCGCCGGGUGCCUGCCGGCGUACUUCGCCUACGAGUGGGUCUCCACGAGGCGGAAGGUCAGCCAUUAUGGGCAGUUUGUCGGAGACAAGGUCUUCUUGGACGUCUCCAUCGACAAGCAGUACGCGGGGAGGAUAUUGAUCGGGCUCUACACCGAAAAGGUGCCCCUGACAUGCGAGAAUUUUCUGCAGCUGUGCAAGGGUUACAAGGUACGCGACCGCACGCUCGGCUUCCGCAACACGUUUAUCCAUAACAUCAGGCCUGGCGCCGCCAUCGUGGGCGGCGAUGUGCUUACGGGCAACGGCAAGUCCAGAGGCAUGAGCAUCUACGGUGAUUCUUUUCCGGAUGAGAACUUUGACAUGGAGUUCUUGCGAGACGGGGACGUGGCCAUGGUGAAUUGGGGCAAGAACACGAACAGCUCGUUUUUUAUGAUCACGCUCUCCUCGCAGCGCAUCUACUACGGGCACCACGUCGUCUUCGGGACCGUGCUCAAGGGCAUGCGAGUGGUCCGCGAGAUCGGCGAGCUCGGCACUCGAGUUGGGCGGCCCGCCUUGCCCAUCCGAAUCAUCCAGUGUGGCGUGGUGGAGGAUCGGGGGCGUGGAGCCGCCUCCGCCCCCGACGGACUUCCUGAUGAAGGUCGGACCGCUGAUGACGGAGGACGAGUUCCGGGAGGCCAGGGCCGAGGGCAAGGGCGGGGUGAGGCAGCCGUCCUGAUCCGCGGUGGCAGCUCUGCGGCGGGCUCGUGCCGCGUCGGCGCGGUGGCGACGAUGGCACGGGGCAUUGGACGGUUCAUUACAAGCCAAGGGCCAACGUCGUCAAGGCAGGAACGUGCCGCAGGCAGAACUCUCUCUCUCUCUCUCUUUCCAACUUCUCUCUCUCUCUCUCUCUCUCUCGUAUAUGUUCAUGCGCGCCUGAUGUUCUCCGCCCCCUCAGACAUGGGCAGAUCCGACUUCCUCGGCUGGCGUGCUGUUACAAACAGUGGCGGCUCAGUAGCGGCUCGGUCGAGCACUUGCAGUUUCUUGCCGAACGCUGGUACAGUGCAUUUGCGCGGCACACUAGGGGGAGAGCGGGUAGCCACUCCUCGUGUCUACGCGUGGCCCGCUUACCAAAAUGUCAUCGAUCGUAGCGCCACGAACUGCUCAGUCCAGGCAUGGCGUUGCUAA
Messenger RNA from Prorocentrum cordatum, 1263 nucleotides. The record is from the annotation of a GenBank genome assembly. Lineage: Eukaryota; Dinophyceae; Prorocentrales; Prorocentraceae.